AUGGUAAAGAGGAGACUGACAAUUAUUAACGACUAUUUAAGAGCGUUUGUGCAAGAACAAGAGAAGAACGGCGCAAAUAUAUUCACUGUCACAAACAAAAAAGUCGAGAAAAAAGGAGAACUUAAUUUUAUUGGUCGUACAUCGGAUAGCAACACCAAAAUACGUGACCUAGCGACGAUGUACGACAUUAUCGGGAAGAUUUGUCACAUGAUCAACAAAGUGUUCAAUUUUCAGAUUUUCAUGACUCUUGUAUCGACGUUUACGUAUGUAGUUAUUACGAUAUGGACAUCUCUGUACUACUACCGCAAGCCUGGCAGUAAUUUAGGAGAAUUGAUCAACACUGCAGUUUGGUGUUGCAGUGCAAUAUACACUGUUGGUAUCAUGUCAGUUUCUUGUGAGCGAUUGCUUCUGGUACGGAACGAGACUAGGGUACUGGUGAACAAGGUAAUAAUGAACUAUGAUCUGCCGAAGACGAUGAGGGUACAAGCUAAAGCGUUCAUGGAACUUGUGGAGGCCUGGCCGUUGCGUAUCUAUAUUUACGAUAUGUUUUCAGUAGACAUCACGUUGAUGUUAAAGUUCAUAAGUGUUGCAACCACUUACCUUAUUGUUAUUAUUCAAAUCUCACAUUUUGUGUGA
Molecule: messenger RNA, 636 nt
Organism: Helicoverpa zea (corn earworm)
Lineage: Eukaryota; Metazoa; Arthropoda; Insecta; Lepidoptera; Noctuidae
Exons: 1
Coding region: 1-636 (211 amino acids)
Biological process (GO): sensory perception of taste
Cellular component (GO): membrane
Source: RefSeq, a predicted model, not a curated record